Messenger RNA from Haliotis rufescens (red abalone), 1107 nucleotides. Its product is annotated as homeobox protein vent1-like. Gene Ontology annotation, molecular function: DNA-binding transcription factor activity, RNA polymerase II-specific; transcription cis-regulatory region binding. The coding region runs from base 1 to 1107 and encodes 368 amino acids. The transcript has 4 exons. Gene Ontology annotation, biological process: regulation of DNA-templated transcription. Lineage: Eukaryota; Metazoa; Mollusca; Gastropoda; Lepetellida; Haliotidae. Gene Ontology annotation, cellular component: nucleus. The record is from RefSeq and is a predicted model, not a curated record.
AUGGAUUCUUUGAAGACAAACCAAGUGCCCAUCCAGAAGCCUGUGAGAUGUCUGUUCCCCCAAGAAGAAACAUCUGUCCCUGUUACCAACACACAAGCCGUGCCAGCCCGUCCACAGACCACCCGUUUCAGCGUCACUGAUAUCAUCAAGUUUUCCAAAACAGAAGACAGCCUGAGCUCGGAUGACAGUGGAACAGACGCUCUCCACAUCGCGCUAGAUUCCUCAGCAGACGACACAUCAGCAGGAAACAGUAGUAAUAAAGUCGACAUGUCAGCUUCUGACACCCGGCCAGCUUUGGCAAGACGGCCUCUCGUCCAACAGGAACACUCUUUUGCCCACUCAAGUCCAUUGAUCAGUGAUUACCCCCGUCCGGCAAUGUCUUUCUAUCAUGCCCUUCCACCAGCCGGUAGUUUCACCCCACUCCAUACCCAGUUACCACCCAUCAUGUUCCCAUCUACGUACCCAGGGUUCCUGCCGUAUCAACCCCCGGUUUUCUCACACCUGCCAUCCCACGCGAUGACACUGCAGCAUCAAAAUGAUACCAACAGGGUACUGUCAAACAGCGACGAAAGCGAUGAUGAAGGCAAUGACUCUAGAAGCUGUUCUCCACCAAGCAUCAGGGACCAAACCAGUCCAGCCAACAGUCUCACCUCCAGUGGUGUGUACAGCAACGCGAGUCCAAUCGCCAGUCCUGUCCCAAGUCCAUCCGAGUCUUUCCAUUCUGCACCAUCUCCAGUCAAAUCUCCGAUGGCCAACAAGAGAGCCCGAGCACCUGGCGGCCGCACAUGUUACGCCCCGAAUCAGGUCCGAGCCAUGGAGAAAGCCUUCAUAGACAACAAAUACCCAGACUACGAUGUUCUAGAAAAGAUGUCUGCUGAGCUGGAAAUACCCGUCAAGAAGAUAAAGGUUUGGUUCCAGAACAAGAGGGCACGUAGCAAAUCCCGUUAUCCCGAUAUGUCCGCCCACACCAUGGCUGCCUCGAUGUCUGCUGUCGGAUAUGGCUAUUUGCCCGGCGCCAUGCCACUUCCGUUUACCGGCGGCCCUCGCAUGAUGCCUGUCUAUCCGGGAUACCCGUAUCCUGGAAUGUUCCCGUCGCCAAUGUGCUGA